AUGGAGCUACUUCAUUCCUACAAGAGUGAAGAGGACCAAAAAAAAUGUGAGAAUCCCGAGCUCUCCGGCUUAGAAAGGAUUUUAGCAAGACAUCAGUUUCCAAAAGAGAUUAGCCUGACUCCAAAGCCAAGCAGAGUGCCCUCAUGGAGAAGAAAAGCCGUCAACAAUGUAAGUGACGGAUGGAAGAAAUGCCACUUGUGGAAGAGAAACACAAAAGACCCUCCAAUGUCCACCAUAGUUGUCAGAAAUCUUAUUCAAGAAAAUGUUCCCAGAAGACACAGCCUAAGGAACAUAAGCAAGAAACUGAAAAAAAAUGCCAACCAUAGCUAA
This is a messenger RNA of Lemur catta (Ring-tailed lemur), 330 nucleotides long. RefSeq lists its product as uncharacterized. The record is from RefSeq and is a predicted model, not a curated record. Lineage: Eukaryota; Metazoa; Chordata; Mammalia; Primates; Lemuridae. Bases 1 to 330 code for a protein of 109 amino acids. The transcript has 3 exons.